Molecule: messenger RNA, 1408 nt
Organism: Etheostoma cragini (Arkansas darter)
Lineage: Eukaryota; Metazoa; Chordata; Actinopteri; Perciformes; Percidae
Gene: rsrp1
Product: arginine/serine-rich protein 1
Exons: 4
Coding region: 258-1004 (248 amino acids)
Source: RefSeq, a predicted model, not a curated record
UGAACACGUGACUGGACUAGAAGCUUCUGGAGCCAGCCUCAUAGCUCUCAGUUCGCUUUUGGUGACGACGACAGACGGUUCAACAUCGACGAAGAGGCAACGAUUGUUUCAAACCACCACAAUUGAGCAUUUUUAGUUUUAUUCGAAAGCUAUCUUUGCAUUUACGUUUUGAAAGCGAUUUUCUUACAUAUUGUAAAUUUUAACAGGACCAAAGGUUUCAAGUUAACGUUACAGUCGACGCUUGUGGCAAAAAAGCAAUGGCCAAGGGAGAAGACUCAAACUUUGAAAUGGCCGACGUUCGUCAGAGAGAUGGCAUCAGUGUAAUCUUUGACCAGAACAGCCCUGCUUCCUCUCGCUCCCGUUCACCACCCAGAAUUGGCGGACGCUCUAGUCGCCACAGGGGACGUGGCACCCACGGGCGACGUUACAGGUCUUCCUCAUCGUCUUCAUCCAGCAGCAGCCGGUCCUCCUCUCACACCAGGUCCCGCUCUCAUCCUCGUUGCCACAGACCUUCCUCCCGCUGUCGCUGUGACAACCAUCGCAGAAAUGGCCGGGACCGACAUCCCCGCUCCAGGCCUUCCAGCCGCAGGUACAGGAGGUCUGUGAGUCGGUUUUCCCAAUCCCCACCCAGGACCCACAAAAGCGUCUCAAGGUCCGGAUCUUCAGAGAAUUCUGUCAACCUAAAUCUGGAUGAUAAAGAACUCCUCAACACUGCAAAGGCCAAUGCUACAACGAUUCUAUCAGUGGAGAAACUGGAACUUCCCGAGAGGAUCCUAGCCGUGGAGAAGCUGGAGCUUCCUGAUUGUGUAAAACCAAUCCUGUCAGAGCAGUCGGAUUUCAAAUGGGUGUCGUCAGAUACAUGGGUGAGACAAGACCCUGGAAAGACUCUGUCACAGAAUCCUCCACUCGCUGAUGGAGCACAGGCGUGUGGACUGCAUUAUAGUGACUAUCCCUGUCGAGAGCUAAAAACAGACGAAGAACUCCUCUCCAUAUGUCAAAGAUAAGUUGGUUCACCAGCCGCGUGCUGAGGGCUGGGAAACCUACGUCACCAUCAUUCUCCCACUGUAGACAGAGAAGACAAACCUUUACUCUAUUUUGUUUGCAUUCUAUUCUGUUUCAAGGUCUGUCCUUGUAGGAUUCAUUUAAUGGCCAAGCCAGGCCUUUGAUGGCAGUGGGAUGGGGAUGUUAAGUGUUGAAGCUAACACUUAAAUAAUUAACAAUGCAAUAGAAUUAAAAGAAAUUUUAAACAAUAACAAUGGGAACUAUAAUCCAUCUUUAUCAACAAACUGACAAAGCUCACCCUACCAUCAGUUUUACACACAUCUAACUAGGUCUGUUUUUCUUGUCUCUUUUUAACAGAGCAUCGAGGGGGAGUCUGAUAUGUCCAACCCAACGAUGUCUCCAAAAA